AUGGUUUGGUAUGGUCAAUGCAUUCCAAGACACUCGUUUCAUCUUUGGUUGGUUUUAAAAAAUAAGCUGAAAACUCAGGAUAGGUUGGCGGUUUGGGAAGCGGGGAGUGAGACAAAUCUACGACUUAUGUGCUGUCCCCUUUGUAAUUAUGGACGUGACUCUAGAGAUCACCUAUUCUUUCAAUGCUCUUAUGCGGCGAAGAUAUGGAACAUUGUCAAGAGAAGGAUCGAUAUGGGGAAUGUAAACGACAAUUGGAACUCAAUAAUGGUGUGGAUUGAGCAGAAUGCGGCUUCUAAGAAGCUGGAACACAUUGUUUGUAAGCUUGUUGUUGCGGCUUCUACAUACUUCAUAUGGCAAGAAAGGAAUAACCGGUUGUUUUCAAACGUUCAAAGGAAGGAAGAGAUGGUGGCACAAGUUGUUCUUGAUAUAGUGCGGCUUCGUAUAAUGGGUUUCAAGUUUGGAAGAGACGCUAACCAUAGGAAGCUUUUGGAAGCAUGGCGAAUAAUGGAAGACGAACCGGGCUGA
This is a messenger RNA of Helianthus annuus (common sunflower), 525 nucleotides long. RefSeq lists its product as uncharacterized. NCBI's taxonomy places the organism in Eukaryota, Viridiplantae, Streptophyta, Magnoliopsida, Asterales, Asteraceae. The transcript has a single exon. Bases 1 to 525 code for a protein of 174 amino acids. The record is from RefSeq and is a predicted model, not a curated record.